GCUCUUAUCUGUGCAGACGAAUACAUCGACACUUCAGACAAUACAUGUUGGGAACAGGGGAUUUUCCCUCUUCCAUAUCCUUUACGGGUUCACGAAGGCGAAAUUGUUAUUGUAAAGUGGACAUUGAAGGGCACUAGAUUCGAUAUGGUGGUGGAAAAUUCCUUGAAUUUGAAUGAGGAAUCUCCCAAUAGAGAGCUCAUAACACGAGGUGAACGCGACUACCGAACAAUGAAUAAUGACAUGCUCCUUUAUGCUAUAACUCGUUUGCUACCCUCGGUUAGCCGAUACUCAUGGAAUUUAGAUAUCAGUCUUAGUGAUGAGGAAGCUAGUGUUGUUAGGAAUUUACCGCAUUUUUUGAUCGAUCCGAAGGAUAUAGAAGGUGCACUAGUGGGGGAAAUGGAUGAAGCUAACUCCGAUCUUUGCAUCAUUGUGUGGCCAAUUCGAGCAGAUGGUUCAGUGAGCGAAGUUUUUUUGAACUCAUUGCGAACUCUUCGGUGUGGUAAUGAUGUGCCGCCAUCUUUAAAGUACUGCGGCUUUCUCACAGAUCGCCUUUCUGCCCAUGGAGUCCUUGUUUCGUCCUCUAGACUGUCGAAACUAACUAGAGUACAGCCAAGCUCUUUCUGUGGUGCGGAUCUCUCUCCUAUUCAAAUGUACAACCUUUUGGAGUAUAGAGAUAUCGAUAUCUCAACUUUUGAACAUCAUGUCUGCUCAAAUGAUUUCGCAUUUUUACAUUUGGGAGAGGAGGACACGGAAUUAAUGUCGAAGAAAAUCGAGGUGCGGUGCACCAAUCCCGGCCUUAUUGAAGGUGUCUUAUAUUGGUGGCAGUUCGGUAACUAUUCAACUCGACAAGAUCGUGGAGCUUUUUUUAUUUUCAAAGAACCGAUUGCAGCCAAUGCUGGCACAGUGGUGAGUUAA
Strongylus vulgaris is the source of this 915-nucleotide messenger RNA. The record is from the annotation of a GenBank genome assembly. Lineage: Eukaryota; Metazoa; Nematoda; Chromadorea; Rhabditida; Strongylidae.